AAUAAUUUAAACAUUCAAAGUUAUUGUUGAUUCGCUUCUUCUCCAAAAAUCUCUCCAUUGUAUCUGUCAACGGUUCAACCCUAUUGUAUCUACGUGAGUAAUAUUUUCAGUGGCAGUGAUGAAUAGGUCGAUGGCAAUCUUGCUAACUCUAAUCCAACUUGUUUCUCUGCUUCCAUCUUCACUCGCGUUCGCAUCGGGGAGCACUGAUGGUUAUACAAUUAAUGGUCGAGUUAAAAUUCCUGGAUUUAGCUUAAAAGGAUCUGGUUUGGCAGCUAAAGCAUCAAAUGUUAAAGUCAUUCUCAAUAGUGGUCAACAAGUUACUUUCCUGAGACCUGACGGAUAUUUCUCUUUCCACAAUGUGCCUGCAGGGACGCAUCUCAUAGAAGUAUCUGCAAUUGGCUACUUCUUUUCUCCAGUUCGAGUUGAUGUCAGUGCCAGAAAUCCUGGUAAGGUUCAAGCUGCAUUAACUGAGAAUAGGAGAAGCCUGAGUGAGCUUGUUUUGGAGCCACUGCGAGAUGAGCAAUAUUAUGAGAUGAGGGAACCAUUCUCUGUUAUGUCUUUGGUGAAGAGCCCAAUGGGUCUGAUGGUUGGAUUCAUGGUGGUUGUGAUGUUUUUGAUGCCAAAAUUGGUAGAGAAUAUGGAUCCUGAAGAAAUUAGGAAAGCACAAGAGGAAAUGAGAAGCCAAGGAGUUCCCAGUCUUUCAAGCUUGUUACCUGGGGCACAAAGGAGUAACUAGUGAUUGUAUGAAGAACAUUGAAGCUUUGCACUGAUACAAAAGGGAAUUCUCUUGCUGCCAUUUUUAUGGAAAAGUUGAAAUGAUGUAAAACUUUAGUUGCAAUGAUUCAUCUCAGGCUGUAUGUUUCUAAUGACCACAAGUAGUUCAAUUGUUAAUCUUAAAAAUCCUUUGUCUCUUCUGUUAAAAUGUCACAUCUUUAAGUACCCCUUAUCAGGCUUUGAUGUGAAAUUGUUUUUCCCUACUUUGAAGUAGAUUAUAAAAAGAAGUUGAGUACCUGGUAGUUUAUGGGGUCUUUAGAACAACUUUGGGUUCAGUAUGAUGUGUCCCAGUGCCGAUUUAUUCUUAUUGUUG
Messenger RNA from Solanum pennellii, 1087 nucleotides. Its product is annotated as ER membrane protein complex subunit 7 homolog. Bases 119 to 736 code for a protein of 205 amino acids. The record is from RefSeq and is a predicted model, not a curated record. Gene Ontology annotation, cellular component: EMC complex. Gene Ontology annotation, molecular function: carbohydrate binding. Lineage: Eukaryota; Viridiplantae; Streptophyta; Magnoliopsida; Solanales; Solanaceae. The transcript is spliced from 7 exons.